AUGAGCCCUCCUCUCCGCCGAGAAGGUACAAUUGUAGCGUCUGCUCAACGUCCUUCCGCCGCCGUGAGCACUUUGAGCGUCAUCUCAGAAGCCAUUCUAAAAGCAGGGAUUUCAGAUGUGACAUUUGUGACAAACAGUUUGCGCGAAGGGAUACAUUGCAACGCCACUCAACAAUUCAUGGGCAAGUACCUAACAAAGUGCAAAGAACGCUCCCGAGGGCACCCCGUGCCUGUCUUAACUGUGUCAAAUCAAAACAGCGUUGUUCUGGAUCCCAUCCAUGUGAUCGCUUUUACCAAGGGCUCCAAGGAAGGGGCACCACAAGAACAGAACGUCUUGCCGGAUGCCACCGAACGAAGGACGAGUAAUCAAUUAAAUCAGACCUCAAGACUCAUUUAUCCCUCUGAGUCAUCCCUUGCAUGCGGGUUAUCACCGAUCAGCACAGUCCACUCGGACUCUAGGGGUUCAGACAGUAUCGAUUAUGCCGGCGGGCCAUGUGCGGAUAUUCCUUUCCCAAGCCAGGCUCGACAAAUCUCGCAAUACGCCGAAGCCACUUCACUCUUCGAACCGUUCAUUCUUUGGCCUCUGGAUGAUGCGUAUGAGCAUUCUCAUAUGGCUUCACUUGACCCCCCAAGUCUUCCGACGCCAUUCGGUAUGGCUGGGACUGCGAAUCAACCACUAAGUAUGCCGCUUGGAGUAGAUACUCCUGUAGAGCCUUCGAAUUUUCAUCAAGAGCGUUCAGGACAUACCGAGGCGGCUCCGAGGCCCUUCAGUGGCCAGUCAGACCACUAUCUGUCAGAUAACGCCCUCACCGAGGAAGACCGCGAUAUUCUGAUAUCUGAGGAUUACGGACAUGUUCCCAAGCCCUCUACCUCAACAUAUGAAAUAAUCUGUGCUCAAUAUGCGGAACUGUACUUCGAACAUUUUCACCAAGGAUUCCCUUUUCUUCACCAAAGUACCUUCGAGGCUCGAAGCUCAUCGUGGCUUCUAUAUAUCGCCGUCGCCGCCGUGGGAAGCCAGUAUUCACGACUUUCAAGUCGGAAUAGAAUAUUCUCUGAUCUGAUUAAAGCCCUUCGAAUGGCUUUGCUUCGAAAGGCAACACUGCUCUUCAAUUUUGCUCUUCUUUUCAGUGGAACACGCGAGAGUUUGAUGCAUUUGCAAUACCAACGAAACGUGCUGAUCACGAUGUGUCGCCCCCUCCUCAUUUCCGGUGUCCUCUUCGCGAAGAGCGGCGCGUUAUCGAAUACAACUGUGCCGACCGAAGACUGGACUCGAUGGAUCGUAAUUGAGUCUUGGAAGAGACUAGUUUACUUCACAUGGUUGAACGAGUGCUUUCAAUUAGUCUUCUUCGACCUGCCUACUCUCAUUACGAUUGACGACAUGCAUCUGAGCAUGCCCUGUAAUGAUGAACUGUGGCAGUCCGCAAGCUUCCAUGACUGGGAGAAGGCUAAAGGCCUACAGAGAGACCCAGCGGAAUGUCUUAGUGUUCCUUCUUUGCUCAAGAUGAAUGCCAUUAACCUAGAGCGUAUUCGCUCGUUGAGUGGCUCUGGGAUUUGGAUAUCAGUUUUUGCGGUGUACUUUGCGGGGAGGUACUCCAUUCAAGGGCAAUCGUUCAACUCCUACCCCAGCAUGAAAAGUACCUCUGACUGCUGGAACCUAACUUCCGCGGAGGAAUUAGCCGCUCCUGAGCAUGGUGGGGAUCCCAUUGACACCAUACUUGGGAGUCUUCAGCAAGCUGUUACGCGACAACGCCAAGAGUCGCCUCUCCUUUCCAUCGUGAGGAAAUUUUCUCUUGUUCUCAGACUACUUCGCUUCAUCAAAUACCGUCUUUUGUAUGUCUCUUCGGGGUGGAUGGCACAACGUCAGGAGGUUGACGCUGCAGCGCAACAUAUCGCACAGCUACUUCAAGCAGAACCGAGGCGGGCCCGUCAAAGUCUCCUUCAUGCUGCUCAGUUGUUCCGAAUAAUCCGUUCACAGCGUCAAUAUGACCCCUACGACUCCUUUCUUCUUCUUAUGGCCUCUCUAUACAUCUGGAACUAUGAUAGAUUCGUGAUUUCAGACAAGCCACAAUUCCCUUCGGGUGGAGAUGCCGAGGAGAUCCUUCGAAUUGAUCAGGAUAUGGACAAGGAUUUACUCGAGCAAUGGAUUACAGACACAUUUGAUACGCCCAAGCUAAUUCACAUCAGUGGGCUUGGGGUGCUUAACGGGCAGGACAGCGUGCCACGCAUUUUUAGGGAAUCAACGAGGAUCUUGAGCCAUGAGAAGGCUUGGUCAAGACAGGCGAAUGCUAUCAAGUACGCGUUACAUCAAAUACUAUCAGGAGGUGCUCCGUCAUUUCCUGCCGAAAUCUAG
Molecule: messenger RNA, 2349 nt
Organism: Penicillium odoratum
Lineage: Eukaryota; Fungi; Ascomycota; Eurotiomycetes; Eurotiales; Aspergillaceae
Exons: 7
Coding region: 1-2349 (782 amino acids)
Biological process (GO): DNA-templated transcription; regulation of transcription by RNA polymerase II
Cellular component (GO): chromatin
Molecular function (GO): zinc ion binding; RNA polymerase II cis-regulatory region sequence-specific DNA binding; DNA-binding transcription factor activity, RNA polymerase II-specific
Source: RefSeq, a predicted model, not a curated record